AUGGCCACCUUUGUGGUCCAGUAUGAUGUAGAAUUGGAGGACAUCAUAGGAGACAGGCAAAUGAGAGGGCCGGCAGAAUGGAAAGUGGGCUCAGGAGUCAGACAGUCCUGGGAAACAAGGCGCUGGCCUCCACGAGGCCCUCUGCCUCCCACUGUGAGCCUGGGGCCUCACUUCCCUCCAGAUGUACAGGCUGAAACAACAGAAGACAGUGUCUUGCUGAUACAUACCCUCUUGGCAGCAACCAAGGACCCCCUGGCCAUGGACCCACCGGUUGCCAACCAGCUGAAUAAAAGCAAAACCAAGAAGGCUCCUAUUAAGGCUAUCAGUAAAACUGACCCUCCAGUUCCAUCUGCCAGUGUGAUUACCACCACCAAGUCUACAGUAACUUUUCCAGCUUUAAAUCUGCCAAUCAUUCCCCAGAUCAACCAGGCUUCAGCUACCACUGAGGUAGCCACUACUCAGGCUUCUUCAUUCACUGCUUAGGCUAAGAAAUCUAACAAGACAAAGAAAGUCACUGCUAAGGCAACCCAAGGUUCCCAAUUUCCAAUUGACAGCGAGAGUGUCACUAUACAGAUCAAGUUACCCUUGCAGACCCUAAACCUGCUAGUCAUUCUUCAGACUAUCCAGGCUCCAACUGCCAAUGAGUCAGCCAAUUCUCAAGCUUUGUUAGGCCCCACCACGCCUAAGCAAGUUUUCAAGGCUAAGAAGGCUGAUAAUAAGGUCAUAGCUAGUGCCACUGAUAUCUCACUGGCUCCAUCCACUAUUUACACAGCUACCACCCACAGCCAAAUUACCUCUAUCCAAACUAAGAAAGCCUCCAAAGCCAAGAAGGCAAUUAUUGUUAAGGGCACAAAUACUGAUACUGAACUCCCAGAGGCCCCAGAUGUCACUGAGAUAGCUACCAGGCAGACUGAGGCCUCAGCAGCAGCUAUCUGGCCCCCAAAAUCCAAGGGCAAGAAAGUUGCCUAUGAGGGCCCAAAAUCUGCCUGUGAGAUCUCUGAGGCCCUACCUGCCAGUCAAAUGGUCACAAAUCAACCCCUAGCAGCCACCCUCUGGGUCAAGACAGGGUACAGGGCUUGGAAGGUUGACACUAAGACCACAACCAAAAGCCAGACUCAAGUUGACCAAAGGAUCUAGGCCAAGAUGGAUACCUCUCAGACCCACAUAAGUUCCUUUGAGACUCAGGUUGCUGCUUCUGUCCAGGCCUUGGCAGAUGACUACCUGGCUCAGUUUAGUUUGGAGCCGACAACUAGGACCCGGGGAAAGAGGAACCAAAGGUCCAAGAAUCUGAACAAGGAUGAGAGAGGUGAUGGUAAUUAUAAGUGGAUCUCAUGGGGCCAGAGGCCUCUGCUAUCCCGAGAUGUGGCCAUUUUGCAAGAAAGGGCAAAUAAGUUGGUGACCAGACAAAGAUCCCCAUCAACCACCCAGGUAGAGUCAUACCAACCCUCCUCCCUAAGCUACAUGCUGAAGGAUGUCAUCCAAGAAUAUGAUGAAUAUUUAUCAAAGAUCAUUGAACAAGCAAGUUAUGCUCUGACGAAAAUGUUUCGAGUCAAUCUGGAGGGAAUUGAUAGUAGCUUAUAUAGUCUCAUCAGCCUUCAGGAAUCCUCUACAGGCAUACUGAGAGUGAACAAGGACACACCCAAGCUAGAUCUUCUCAUGGUGAUUCUGAGUGAUUUUAUGAAUGGCAACAAGGCCAAUGAGGCUGUCAUCUGGGAUGUGCUGCACAAGUUGGGGCUCUGCCCUGGGGUAAGGCACUCACUCUUAGGGGAAGUGAGGAAGCUCAUCACAGAUGAGUUUGUGAAGCAAAAUUAAGUGGUGUACCUGGAAUACAAGAGGGUCCCCGACAGCAGACCACCUGAAUAUGAGUUCUUCUGGGGCUUGUGCUCCUAUCAAGAGACUAGCAAGAUGAAAGUACUCAAGUUUGCCUGUAAGGUGCAAAAGAAAGACCCCAAGGACUGGGCCGUGUAGUACCAGGAAGCAGUGGAGAUGCAAGUCCAAACUGCAGCUGUGGCUAUAGUUGAGGCUGAGGCCAGGGCUGAGGCAAGAGCCCAAAUGGUGAUUGGAGAGGAAGCUGUGGCUGGGCCCUGGAAUUGGGAUGACAUGGAUAUCGACUGUCUAACAAAGGAAGAGUUAGGUGAUGAUGCUCACACCUGGAACAGAUUUUCACUUGAAAUUCAGGCCAGAGCCCAAGAAAAUGCAAACGCCAGUGCCAGCAUUGACUUCAGCAGAGAAGCUAGCACCAGGGCUAGCUAUAGUGAUGGUUCUAGUAUUAGCUUAGGUGGUGUACCAAGCCCUGGUAAUGGCUUUGGUGGCAAAGCUGGUAUUAGCUUUGGUGGCACAUGCAGCACCAGUGCUAGCUUCAGCAGUGUGGCCAGUAUUUACUUUGAUGGCACACCCAGCACUUGCUCCACUUUCAGUGGUGGAGCCAGCAUUAGCUUUAGUGGUACAGCCAACACCAGCUCUAGUUUCAGCAGUGAAGCCAGUAAUAGCUUUGGUGGCAUACCUUGCACCAGUGCCAACUUCAGUGAUGAGGUCAGCUGUAGUUUCAGUGACCUGCUCAACACCAAUACCAGUUUCAAUGGUGGAGCCAGCUCUGGUUUUGGAGGCACACUCAGUACCACUGCUGGUUUCAGUGAUGCACUCAUUACGAGCACCAGCCUUGGCAGUACACUUGGCACUAGUGCAGUCUUUAGUGGUGCACUUAGCACCAACACUCGCCUAGGUGGCACACUCAGCACUAGUGGCUACAUUGGUGGGUCUCCCAGUUCUAGUGAGUUUGGUGGCACACUUAGAACCAGUAUCUGCUUUGGUGGCUCUCCUAGCACCAGCACUGGUUUUGAUGGUGUACUCAGUACCAGUGUCUCCUUUAGCAGCUCUUUCAACAGUUGCACUAACUUUGGUGAUACACUCAGCACCAAUCUUGGCUUUGGAGGCACACAAAGCACCAGUGCUGGUUUUAGCAGUGCUGUCAGUAUUAGCACUGGCUUCAGCAGUGUUUAG
Messenger RNA from Capra hircus (goat), 3000 nucleotides. RefSeq names its product trophinin (gene TRO). Gene Ontology annotation, biological process: negative regulation of transcription by RNA polymerase II. The record is from RefSeq and is a predicted model, not a curated record. NCBI's taxonomy places the organism in Eukaryota, Metazoa, Chordata, Mammalia, Artiodactyla, Bovidae. Gene Ontology annotation, cellular component: nucleus.